UCCGGUGUGUUGAUCGGUCGAAGAAUCGGUUGAUGAGCUAGGACUGCGAUUACUGUACUGCAGUAUGUUUUGGCCGACGUAGAAACACAGGGUCUGAAUUGAGACUGCAGAGGAAUAGAUGAAGACCACCAAAGAUGUCUGCAACAAACAGAUUGACAGAAUGCUUAGCAAUAACAAAUCUUCCAUCUGUAGUAGUUACACAUAUGCUUUCCUUCCUGACAUGGGAAGAAAAGCUGAAUAUCAUUAUUGCUAUCCCUCCUUGGUGUUCCUGCUUAAGAGCUGUUUCUGCUUGGAAGUGUGUUGAAUAUGGCAAUGAACUGGACGAGAAUGUGUACUUUUUGAAAGAAAAGCGUACUAAGUUCUUGUUUUGUAUAAAACAGUAUGGAAAAUACAUGAGGUCUAUGAAGUUAACAUUUGGAAGUAAACUGAAUCAUAUGGCAAUAAAGAUGAUGCAUGCAAUCAGUGAAUUUUGUCCUCAUCUGGCAGAUUUUCAUAUAGGACAAGAAACUCCAAUGCAGGUGGAUGAAAGUCUUGUUUGGAGGAAAAGUGUGGUCAAUGCCAUUUGUGGUAUCCUACAGAAUUGUAAGAUAUUAAAUAGUGUUUCUAUCUGCCAGCCUGUGAUUGAUUGGACAGAAUCUCCUGACAACAACAUCAUAUUGAACAUCAUACAGCAAGGUCUAGCUCACAAGGUCACAAAUCUAGAACUAAAUGCUGAGUCACUGUGGGAUCAUGAAGGCUAUCUGGAGUUUCUCAAGAACUUUACUCACCUGAAAAGACUUGUAACAAGGAGAGAAAAUAUCACCGAUGAAAUUCUACUCUUCUUGGUUCAGCAUAAAUUGGAGGAGGUGACUUUGGUUCAGGAAGAGGAAAUUCCUCUUCAACAGCAAGAGCAUCUCAAAGAAGGAUUCUGGACAAAAGUUUUGAACAUCUGCCCAACAUUCCAAAUAGACAUGAUCUUGAGAUACAUAAUGGUGAUCAAGGAUUCCUUCCCAGCUAGGAUGCCUCUAAGGACAUUGAUACUGGACGACCUUGUUAACAUUGUAACUAAAGGUGUGCUGGAGCACCUUGUAGAAAAUUACAAGGAUUGUCUACAACAUUUCACUUACACAAAUUCUCUCCUUGAAAAUUACGAAACAGGAGACAGAAGACUUCCUUCUUCCCUUGUUAACAUGGCAAAGAAGUGUACAAAAUUGAGAUCUUUACAAUAUGGAUUUCCUUUGUCAAGUACCUCAGUCUUGCUUCUAGCCCGAGCUAGAAAACUAGAAAAGCUCCUUAUCCAAGCAGUAGAGGUGUCUUAUGAAUAUGAUUGGCAGACUGACCCAGAUUGGUCAUUAGAAUUUGUAGCUUGGCUUAAAACAAGUGGAAAGAAUGAAAAAGCACUUGAACUUGCUGUAUCAGAAAUCCUUGGCUUCAAUUGGAAACUCAAUUAUGAUCCUUUUACUUUAGAUGAACAACUCAACACUAUGUAUAUAUGAAAACCAUUGCAGUUAAUAAAAAGUUGCUAUAUAUGGUUUAA
This is a messenger RNA of Pecten maximus, 1516 nucleotides long. RefSeq lists its product as uncharacterized. Bases 135 to 1475 code for a protein of 446 amino acids. The transcript has 2 exons. Lineage: Eukaryota; Metazoa; Mollusca; Bivalvia; Pectinida; Pectinidae. The record is from RefSeq and is a predicted model, not a curated record.